AUGGCGGCCGUGGACAGUUCCCACGUUCGGCCCAUCUCCACUGCAUCCGUUCCAAUGUCCUCCUACCCUUCCUCCACAUCUCCCAAAAGAGUCUAUAGAGAAAUGCGUAUGGGAGGAUACGUCUUGGGCUCUACCCUUGGCGAAGGUGAAUUUGGCAAGGUCAAGUUGGGCUGGCGUACCGACGGAAGGCAUCCUUCUCAGGUUGCUGUUAAGCUUAUUCGCCGUGACUCUCUUAGAAAGAGCACGGAAUCGGAAAUCAAGGUCUACAGAGAAAUCAACUCCAUGCGCCAACUUCACCACCCCCACAUUGUCAGUCUUGUGGAAGUCGUCAAAAGCUCUAGAUAUAUCGGUAUUGCGCUUGAAUACGCCCCUGGUGGUGAAUUGUUUGACUACAUCUUGCAACAUAAACAUCUCAAGGAAGAUUUCGCCAGAAAACUUUUCGCCCAGCUCGUCAGCGGCGUUGAUUACAUGCAUUCGAAGGGCUUCGUCCAUCGUGACCUUAAGUUGGAGAACUUAUUGCUAGACAAACACAGAAACAUCAUCAUCUCCGACUUUGGUUUCGUCAAUUCCUUCAGUGACAGACGCGGUGAUUUCAUGAAGACCUCGUGUGGUUCACCUUGCUACGCAGCCCCAGAAUUAGUCUUAUCCCAGUCACCUUAUGAAGGCCGCAAAGUAGACAUUUGGUCAAUGGGUAUCAUCUUGUACGCCAUGCUUGCCGGUUACCUCCCUUAUGAUGAUGACGCUGAAAACGAAGAUGGCACAGACAUUACCCGCUUGUACAGAUAUAUCGAGAGGACUCCGCUCACUUUCCCAGAGUACAUCACUCCCUUGGCUAGAGACUUGAUCAGAAGAACCAUCGUUUCCAACCCGCAUAAGAGAAUCACCAUGGAACAGAUGCGCAAGCAUUCAUGGUUGGCUCGUCACGCCGACUUGUUAUCCAUUGGCCAGGCUGAAUGGGACGAGCUCAGCAACAAGAAGAUGGAGAUUCCUAUUGAUACCACCCAAAAGAGAAAUAAGCGUUACACGAUGUACGCAGAGAAUACCAACUCCUCGGCAUUGAUCUUGGGCUCUUCGAGACAAACUCAAGGCAGAUCUUACACUUCAAACUCCAACAUCAUUUAUUCUCCUCCUACUACAUCCUCAUCAUUAGCUAAUAUUGUUGCAUUACCAAACGCCAAUGACGGUGCCUCUGUUCCUAACGGUGCUCCUACCACCAGAAGUCGUGCCGGUAGCCUUGGUGCCAAAGAAGAUACAUCCCCAACUAAAGCUGCAUUCCAAAAGGGUCACUCGAAAUCUGCAUCUGUCUCGGGUACUUACCCUACCGCAAGUCUUGCUCUACAGGCUAUGGUCAAUGAUAGAGAAGCAAAGAGGGCGUCCUUGGUUUUCGAUGCCGAUCAAAGCAUAAUGAGUAAUGAAUUUCCAUCGCCAACCAGAGGAACCACCUACAGCGGAGCUAUUCCUACAAUUGCAGAGAGUCCCACCAAUAACGAAUUCCCUCAUGCUAAUGACAAGCUUUCGGAUGUUAAGGCAAUGCAUAGACUACCACACUCGGAAAAGAAACCAAGGCCUACUUCUUACCAUCCCGGUCUGAUGUCAUCCUCGAUCAUGUCUGGAAGCAACAUAUCUGGUAAUCUACUUGAUUAUGUGAAGAUGGGUAUGCCUCAGUUCUUAUCGAGCUCGCCUCCAAAGGCUACAACUUCUGAAACAGUCGAGACUUUCCAAGGAAGCCCCGGACUGAACCAUUCGAUUAGACCACGGGGCUCGAGACGUGAUUCUGUUGUCACACCAAUCAAUGUUAAUGGAGUACUCACGAAGGACCUAAACUCUCAUGAAAAUAAGAGAAACUCGGUGCUUAGUUACCUUGAAGACAAGAUGGAGCAACUCGAACUCAGUGAGCUGCCAACGAAAUCAAACUUCUCCGAGAAUGGUCAUAAAUUUUCAUCGUCACUGAUUCCAAAGCUUGAUACUGAUAUUGUGCCAUCACAUGAAACCCCUCAAAUAAACCAACUGCCCACAUUUGAUGUUCAAACAGACUCGCCAGUCACUAGAGACGUCGACUCUCCAAAGGUUGAAGAAAGACGUAUUAAUGGUGAAGUACAAACAAUCAGUGAAGAUCAAAAUGGAACCAGCAGAGACGUGGUUAAUGACGAGAAUGCAAUUCCUACAAAAGAGCAUAACGAUCGUGCUCGGGAUCGGGUUGAUGUCGCUAGAAGAAGAGACGUACAAGAGUCCAAUGCAGCAAAGGAAGCCAAGAAAAAGAAUAGAUUCAGUUUAAUGUCGUUCUACAGCUCCUUCAAUGAUUCUUCAGCACAGCUUGAUCAAAGGCCCGACACGCCUACAAAUAACGGUCGCCGAAUUCUAGAACCAUUGAAUGAUUCAAACGUUAACAAUCAUUCUAACGGUAACAAAGACAAGCGGAUUGGAUCCGGUUCAUCAGGCAAAUCAAGCCAUUCUAAACGAUCCUCAGUGGGCCCUGGAACCUAUGUUAGAGGCAAGGAAGCCAGCGCAGCCCGUAAGGUGAUGAACUUCUUCAAGAGAAGAAGCGUCCGUGCCAACUAA
Molecule: messenger RNA, 2559 nt
Organism: Candidozyma haemuli
Lineage: Eukaryota; Fungi; Ascomycota; Pichiomycetes; Serinales; Metschnikowiaceae
Product: protein kinase
Exons: 1
Coding region: 1-2559 (852 amino acids)
Biological process (GO): protein phosphorylation; intracellular signal transduction; microtubule cytoskeleton organization
Cellular component (GO): cytoplasm
Molecular function (GO): protein serine/threonine kinase activity; tau-protein kinase activity; ATP binding
Source: RefSeq, a predicted model, not a curated record